Rhinichthys klamathensis goyatoka is the source of this 1177-nucleotide messenger RNA. RefSeq lists its product as uncharacterized. Gene Ontology annotation, cellular component: external side of plasma membrane. The transcript is spliced from 7 exons. NCBI's taxonomy places the organism in Eukaryota, Metazoa, Chordata, Actinopteri, Cypriniformes, Leuciscidae. Bases 1 to 1149 code for a protein of 382 amino acids. The record is from RefSeq and is a predicted model, not a curated record. Gene Ontology annotation, biological process: positive regulation of T cell proliferation; T cell costimulation; immune response.
AUGGAGGAGUAUGUGAAAGAGACUCUUAAUCAAGGUUACAUCCGUCCCUCCACUUCUCCUGCUGUUUCCAGCUUGUUCUUUGUGGCUGAGAAAGAUGAGGCUUUCUCACAUCUGAUACCAACCAUAGUCCACUGGGCAGAUGGAAAGAAAGGUGCAGGAGGUCAGCCUCUUUUAGAGAAUGUUCUGCCAGAGCCACCAGCACUUCUGGAACCAGUUCCUCGCCUGGGCCAAGAAAGCGAGAGGGAGUGGCACGAAGCUCAUCACCAUCUUCAGCGGGCAGUCCACAGACACAAGAGUUAUGCUGACUCUCGACAAGGCAACACUCCCACCUACCAUCCAGGACAGCUAGUAUGGCUCUCGACACGGGACAUCCGUCUGCGUCUGCCCUGCCGUAAGCUUACUCCCAAGUACAUCGGUCCAUUCCAGGUCGUAAGACAAAUCAACCCUGUCACAUAUAAACUCAAGCUCCCUGCAGAGUACAGAAUUCACACCACAUUCCAUGUCUCCCUAUUGAAACGUGACUAUAACGCAGUUCGGAUGUUAUGGGAAGAAGGAGGGACCAUUUGUACUGGAAUAGACCAUUUGUCUAAGGAAGUGAUUCUUGUGGAAGUAUCAGUUACGGUGGUUUUUGCACAUGAUCUGUCAUUUAAACAACAGAUUCCAGUCACGGUUCGAUGCUGCUUCAUAGUAUUACUUCUACAUCUGACAGGCAAAGUGUCUCUGCAGGACUCUGCAAACACAUUUGAGUGUGUUGUUGGAGACUCCGUCACCUUGCCGUGCUUGUAUGAGAAUAAACAAAGUAAUGUAUUUUGGCGACACAAUGUAAGCAGGAACGUGUUAAAUAUUAUAGAUGGCCAUAUCUCACUAGAAGACCAGGACACAAUAUUCCAGAAUCGAACGGAAAGUUUCUCUUCAGGUUAUGUAAAUGGAGACUAUUCAAUUACGCUGAAAAAUGUGGAGUUAAUUCAUGCAGGAGACUACACUUGUUUUAUUCAAGAAUCAAACAAGAAAAAGAAGCUACAGCUCUUUGUCAAAGAAAAGCCUGCAGAACCAGCUCAGAAACAAAGAAACUCGUCCAUGGAAACACAAUCACAGAAGAUUAUGACUUUCCUAACUGCUCUAUUGGGACUUACUCUGCACUUCAUCUGAGUUUUGCUUCAAGUGGCUGUUACAUUUU